Messenger RNA from Malaclemys terrapin pileata, 5848 nucleotides. RefSeq names its product PPARGC1 and ESRR induced regulator, muscle 1 (gene PERM1). The transcript has 4 exons. Gene Ontology annotation, biological process: regulation of DNA-templated transcription; response to muscle activity. Bases 134 to 2440 code for a protein of 768 amino acids. Gene Ontology annotation, cellular component: cytoplasm; nucleus. The record is from RefSeq and is a predicted model, not a curated record. NCBI's taxonomy places the organism in Eukaryota, Metazoa, Chordata, Testudines, Emydidae.
CCUGUGAAUGGAGCCGCUCUGAAGUCUGGCCCUCAAUGUCCCCGUCAAGGGUACGGCACCAUGUCGCGCUGGGAGGAUUUCGCUGCACCACUCUGCACCUGGCUCCAUCCCCAGCUUACGUUGUUCCCCAGAGAUGGAGAAUUUCCAGUACAGCAUCCAACUGAAUGACAGGGACUGGGCGGAGUUUUACUCGGCUGCUGAAGAAUGCAGCUUAAUCCCGGCUGCCCUGGCCACGGCGGAGGAGCUGGGCGUCAGUGACAUUGAGCAAGGGGACGGCGAGGCCAGCAGCCCCCGCACCGCCAGGCUGAUCACAGUGAGGGCAGGCAGCACGCCAGCUCCUGGCCCGGGACCCUGCCCCCCACAUGGGGUCCCCGGAGAGACCGCCCGGCCCCGGCCCAUCCCUGGGCACCUGUUCCUGGAGGAGGUUCUGUCAGGCUGCGAGGAUGAAAUGGAUCUGGGCUCAGGCAGGAGGGUUCUGUGUGAGAGCGACACACCCGGAUCCCCCCAGCAGACUCCGCUGAUGCCCAGCGCCCAGGACAGGCAGCUGCCUUGUUUCUCAGGGGCCGGCUCUGCCGGACCAGCUAGCCAUGCCAUGGAGAAGCCGCUCCAGGCCCAGGACAGCUCCCGCGAUGAAGUGGGCCAGGCCUCCCCGUUUGCUGUACAGGCAGGACGGGGUCUGGCCGUAGUACCCCACGGUCACCUGCCAGAAGGAGCUCCACAGGAGCGGGAAUUAUCAGGGGAGCAUCUACAAGGCAGCCCAGAGAAGGCAGAGUCUGAAAGGCCAGUUCAUGCAGCGGAUGUGAGCUCCCCAGCGCUGGCUGCUUCAGGGGGGAUGGAGAAGCCAGCGGAGGAAAAGGCCAACUGGUCUCUCUGUUUAGAGCCUGGGCUGCCAGACCCAACCGGUGACAUUUCCCAGAAUCCAUCUGCAGAGCCCCUGCAGCCAGCGUGUUCCAGAAUACCAGGGGAGAGCCGGCCUGCUGGGAAGAAUCCAGGGGAGCGUUUGGGUCUUGGUCAAGCCUUGUCUGCUCCGGGCUCCCCUGGGGACUCUCCAGAUGUUGUGCAGCCCAGAGGGCCUGUGCACCAGGGAACGCCCACAGCUGCGGUGACACCAUCACACGCGGCCGUGGCACUGCAAAGCUCGACUCUAGCUAUAGAGUUUUUAACCUCCUCUGCCCUAUCGCGAGAGAGCAAAGGAGAGGGAAUAGUGGCCAAACCAGCUCUUGGGGGGCUGGAGGGUGAGGAUGAAGCUCAGCGAGGUGGUAUCCUGACCUGUGGCAUGCUGGGGGAUGAGGGGCGAGGGUUGGCACUGGGGGGUCAGGCCGUCAGCGCUCCCAGGAGCAAGGCGGUGAAAGGCCCUGCAGUGCAGCCCUUCCCAGGGGAACUGAAGAAGACUAGUCAUGCAAGGCCAAAGCAAGCAACUGGUUUAGGAAUCCAUGAGAACAUGUCGUUGAAUCAGAGCAGCAAACCCACUGCAUCACAGAGAGAGGAGUGCAGGAGCACCACUGGGAAGGCACUGCGUCUUGGAAGCACGGUGGCGGUUGCAGGGGAUGCUGAAGAUGGAGCCCAGGGAAGGCAGAGAUCUGGGCUCCUAGGAGGGAUGUUUCCUCAUCAUUCAGCAGCUGAGGACUCUCAGGAGGGGGCCAUACCUGCCCUGACCUGGCCGGAGAUGUAUGACUAUUUUUUCUGUGACGCCCAAGAGCAGGGGGAGGAGAUGAACAACUUGGGUGGGGCGGCGAAAACGCCCAUAUCUCCCUGUGAGAAGGAGCAGGAGGUGCCUGAAAUGUACGGGCCUGAGAUGUAUGAAUAUUUCUUUAAUGAACCUGAAGAAAGUGGGGGAGGAGGCAGCAAAGACACCUUUGUGGAGCCAGACAGGAUCAGCACCUUGGAGCAAACUGCCUCACCGUGCGAAAGCCAGGAGGACCUGGGCUCGACCAUAGCCGGAGAGCCCAGCGGUGUUAUCUCCAUCCCCGAGGUUUACGAACAUUUCUUUACAGACGGAGCAAGCGGCAGGAGGAGCUGGGGGCGGAUCUUCCUGCGCAUGCCGGCCUUGGAGGCAAGAAAAGCCAUGACAGCUUUGAAAUCCUUCCUGCAAAAGCCAAUGUGCCUGGUCAGAUGCAGCCCCUCCGACCGCGGGGUCCCGGGCCCACGAAGUUCCAUAAAGAGGCUCUCCCUUCUCCAGCUGAGGCCUCCCGGGAGAAUCCAGCUGAAGCCAGAGGAUUUAGGGAUGGCCCCUGCACUAGCAGAAAGGCCCCAUCCUCCCCUAGCUCUCACGCAGGAGGACAUGUGCCUGGUCUUCGUUGCCUUUGCAUCCUGGGCCGUGAAGACGUCAGAUCUGCAGGCUCCGGACGCGUGGAAGACUGUGUUACUGGCAAACGUCGGCACCCUCUCUGCCAUCCGGUACUUCAGACGGCAGGCCAUCGAAGGACGACACGGAACCUAGACACUCCCGCGUAGCCCAGCCAGGGACACGUCCCGCGGGCCCGCGAGGAAGAGUCCGAGGGACGACACUCACUGCACCUUGCCCUUUGGCAAUAAAAUGACUGUUUGCCAAUGGGUCCAGUGGAGACCUGGUUCUGGAAUCCAGGCUGCAGAGUUCUGGCCAGGCACAGGGUGCGAGGAAGCAAUGAAAUCUGACAUGUAAUCUGUUUGUUAUAGGCAUUAUAUGCAUUUUGUUGCACGGGGUAGAGUUAGGCCCAGUGCAUGCUGAUUCAAUUCUGCUCUCUGCCUCUGACUUGGUCAACAUAGCGACGGCGAUCGGGGGGUGAAACAUCCACACGCCUGACCGACGUAGCUAUGCCGACCUAGUCCCAGUGUAGCAACAGCUCAACCGAAGAAUGCUUCAGUCAACAUAGCUGCCAUCAUUCGGGGAGGUGGAGUUCUGCCAGUGUAGGCUGUGUCUACACUACAGAGUUAUGCUGAUGUAGGUAGGCUGGUAUACGAGGGGGCUGGAACCAUUUGUAGAGUGGGGGUGCCGAGAGCCAUUGAACCAAAUUGUAAACCCUGGAUAUAAUGGAAGUCACUUCAAGCCAGGGGGUGCUGCAGUACCCCACAACACACACACACACACUCUCCUAGUUCUAUCACCUAUGCAGGUAUAGUCCCUGUAGUGUAGAGAUUUUCUCUCACUCCUUUAAGUUCAGCGGUUUCACUUUGCUACGCUAUCUCCUAUGGAUAGUUAGGUAGCCACAUGCAUUGGUGUGUGUUCCAAGGGAAAUUGUAUCCAUUUGUCCCCUUCAGCUGGAAGGUGCUGGUUGCUGGCACAGGAGACUUUUGAGAGUGGGCAGCCACAAGGCAAAAGAAACCAGGGCAACUCCUCAGUCUUCUGGUGUCCACUGGUCCCGGCUAGCAAUGGGGAGGCUUUCUGGAAGGAAGGGAGAGGGUUUGGGGAACAAUCGACUCAUUGGCAGCUUUCAGGUUGGCUGCUUAGCCCCAGCCGAUCUGUGGAGCAGCAGUGAAAUUGGGAAUGUUUCCAGGUGACCUUAGACGGUGGCUUGUUUAGCAGAGUUCAGACCUUCGUGGCUUGGCUCAUGUCAAGGGAGUUCAUCCUCUCGGAGGUCAGUGUGUUCAUGCCAGUGGUGCAUUUCAAUGAGGCUGCAGUAGGAUUUGUGGAGCCAGUUCCCUGCUUUGCUGUGCCAGAGGCCGCCAGUUCAGUGCACUGGGGUGGGAAGAACCACGCAGGUAUGAUGCAUGCUGCUCCGACGGGGGAGGUACCAUUUGGCAUCAUUCAAUAAACGACUCCUCUGACCGGCUAUGCAGUAGCACUGAGGGGUCCUGCAAGGGGGCUGGUUUAACCCUUCUGGCCUGGAUGGAGUGAGGGCUUCAAGGUCAGAUUAUAUACAGGGGCUGGGGUUGGAGAGAUUACAAAUGAGGAGAGAUCUAAAAAGGCUCUGAUGGGGGAUGCAGAGGCUGGAGAAAGGUUCAGAUUGUAUAAGUAUUCAGAUGCUAGGACCACAGGUACUAAGCCCCUCAGUGGUGAUCAGGCCCCAGGGUCCAGAGACAACAGUAGGGACUUCUGCUUUAUGGCAUCACAGCAGGGGGGAGGGGGUUGAAAUUUGUGGGGGAGGGGCCUAGAAAGGGGCUUUGGCGAAGAUGUGACCAUGUGAGAGGACAGGCUGGUUGGUAGGUAUGAGACCUGGCUAAGGUUGCCAAUUUUGGUUGGACGUAUUCCUGGAGGUUUCAUCACAUGACAUAAUCUUUUAAUUAAAGAUGAAUCUUUAAUUCCUGGAGACUCCAGGACAAUCCUGGAGAGUUGGCAACCCUAGACCUCGCUGGAAUAUUGGCCCGACAAACAGGGAUCUAGUUAUUGUGCUGUUUGCUGCUGGAGGAGCCAUAGGCACGUGUGAAAAGUGUCCUCGGAAAGUAGGCUGGGGGCAGGGGCGGGUGCACUGAACAUCCAGGGGAGGAGGAGAGAGGACAAAGGUGCCUGAGAUCCGGGACUGAAAGGGGUGAAGUUCAAGAGUCGUGUGUUAAGGGUUAGUCACCCUAUAACAUCUCUGCAAAUGUGCCACAAGGGACCUUCUGUGAUAAUCUCAGAGCGCCCUCCUGUGCCCCAGAGGGGUACUGUGGCUAAUGUUGAGCUACUAAAUUGUCCCUGAGAUUUAGUCUUUGAUUCUGUUUUAGCCUUCUUCUUUUAUUGGUGUUAGGAGUUAUCCACAAUGUAACCACCAUCAUCUUGGUCCCUCUAAAGGGCUGAACGCAGAACAUGUACCACUCCAGGCCUGCACUGCUACACGUUGAGCUAAAGUCCUGUCUCUCCCAGGUGGGCGAUGUCGCCGACUCAUCUUGGUGGUUCGGGCACAUACAUAACACACCCUGAACAGUGGAUUGCAUUAGAAAACCCAGUCCUCUUCUCAACAAUGAGUUCACCAGAUAGGGCCAGUAGGAAAAAGUCUUGGGCUUGGUAGCCUUUGCUAACUUCACCACGCAGUCAGUCUUCCAUCUUACCCCCAUCCUUUACCCAUUUUCUGCCUACUAGGCUGCAAAUUAUCGGCGGCAUAGGACAAACAGGCACCGUGGGAGGUUCUGCCAGACAGCUCUGCCAGAGCACUGCGACCCCAGCGUGCCGUUCCCUCUGUUUUUCGGGGAUGGUCUAUGCAAUCUAAUCAAUUUUUGUUCAUCUCUGAUUUCUAUAAUUCCAGCCUCAAAGCACAUAGACAUCAGUCACUGCAUCUCAGUAUCUCGUCGCACCAUCCCAGCCCUACCUUCUACAUAGGUGCUGGAACGAGGGGGGCAGGGGUGCUACUGCACCCCCUGGCUUGAAGCGGUUUCCAUUAUAUACAGGAUUUACAGUUUGGUUCAAUAGCUCUCCACACCCCCACUAUACAAAUUGUUCCAGCCCCCCUGACCUUCUAGCCAGAGACCCUUUCAAAUAUCAGAUGGUGUCAAACGGCAAGGACAUGUGGUCAAAAGCCAAUGAGGGACAUAGGCUGAGGCCAGCUAGCACGCUCAUCACUGUUGUUCUGCAGCCUUUGGGGGCUUGAUAACUGCAGGUCAUCAGCACACUGUCCAACCAGUCCCCCACCCACGAACUCCUGACCACCCCUUCCCUCCAUGGGAAAUAACGGAGCCAUGAAAUCCUCAUAAGCCUUACUUGUCUUCGGCGCUGGUUCCUGAAUCUGUUUUACGAACUAAGAGAUGUUUAGAUAGUCCCUUGUAUUACGUAGUGUCAUGGCGUUUUAAUGUUACUUAUGGGGGGGAUUUGCGGCGCUGUCUUUAAAAUCAUGCCCUAUUAAAUAUAAAAGAGUGAGCUCUAUAGCAGUAAAAGGAGACAGUGGUGGAUACACACUGUAUAUAAAUGGAGUAUAUUAGUUGUAUAUAUGAAAUAAAUCUCAGAUAAUUUUUGGCUGAA